GUUAAAUGGCAAAAAUGUAGACCCGACUGUAAAUGAUGUGUGUGACAGGUCGUAAAUCGAUUUGGUGAUCCCUAAUUUAUUUACAUUCGCUCGCCAAAGUGGGGUUAGUUGGGCCAGUUGUUUUCGGGUUAAACAUUUCCUUCGUAAGUUAUAAAUUAAAAACUAAUAAAAAUGGGCAAAGUAAUGUCUGUAGUAUCACGACAAAUAAAUCGCUUUAAUGUGGAGAAUCGGGCACACCGUGUACUCGAAAGGGACAAGCCUGUUCCGGCACCCAAAUACGAAUCAAAUAUAAGGGAUAUGGAACGGACAAUGGAGUUGGAUCCCAAAUUCUUGGACAAACUGAAUAAGAAGGACGAGGCUUUGGAUCAACGUUUGAAAAGUGUUUAUGUAACAUCAGAGGAUAAAUUUAUAGACUAUGGUAUAAAACGUAAGGAAACAGAUGAAAAAGCAUUGCCAAUGGAUCGUCGAACCCCCGAAGAUUUUGAAUUUGGUUAUAAGGAACCCCAUAGAGUAGCACCUGGACGUUGUACAUUGAGGCAGGCCCUGCAAUUUAUAACCGAUCAUCAGACAGAGCCUGAGAAAUGGACGGUAGCAAAAAUUUCCGAAGAAUAUAAAUUGAAACCAGAAUUAACAGAAAAUAUUCUCAAAUACUUUAGAAGUUACAGUAUCUAUAUACCCGACAUAAAGCAAAAGGAGUCUAUAUUAACGCAAACCAAACGAAAGAUGUUGCCCGACAGUACAGACAAACCCAAAGCAGAAGAAUAAUGCAUCAACAAAUUAGCAGCAAUUUAUUUCGUUUGGCUGAUUAUUUUCGAAGUGCAUGAAAUGCAUGACUUAAGAUUAUUAACUAGAACAAUUGUGAGAUGCCUAUUUGGAUUCAUAUUUUUUGUAAAUACCGUAAAGAGUGAAUGAAGUGAAAGAAAUAUACGAUUUAAGGAUACAAAAUCACACACAA
Molecule: messenger RNA, 955 nt
Organism: Musca domestica (house fly)
Lineage: Eukaryota; Metazoa; Arthropoda; Insecta; Diptera; Muscidae
Product: protein NDUFAF4 homolog
Exons: 4
Coding region: 172-765 (197 amino acids)
Biological process (GO): mitochondrial respiratory chain complex I assembly
Cellular component (GO): mitochondrion
Source: RefSeq, a predicted model, not a curated record